CCGAGCGUCUUCUAUUUUAUUGUAUCCACAAUUGGAACAGCUCCUUCUUUCUAGCGUUCACCCCGGAGAUGGCUUGGCUGCGCGCACUGAGCGUUAUUGGACUGCUGCUUUCGAGUGUCAGAGCGGGACCACCCGUGUCUGUGCUAUCCAACACUGUUUUGGAUAGCCAAGGAAUCUUUUUUGUGUCUUAUGACGGUGUGGUCAACGUCAACUCCUUCCAGGACUCUGCGGUAUUGACCUACGGAAACUACCAAUUCUCGGCAUGGUACACUGCCAGUGGCGCCGCCAUGCUAGGACGGCGGUCUCUUCCGUCUGGGGCGUGGUCGGUGCUCAAGCUGCCCCACAACCUCUCGGUAUCGGACUCGCACAACGUCAUCUCCCUCGGGUGCCUCGCCCGGAAAGCUCACCUCGCGCAGUUGUACUACACCAACUCGGAAGCCAACCUCGCCUCCAGCGGCAACAGCUGGAUUGCGAGCCGCUUCUCCGCCAUCACGUCCACCCUCGGAACCCUCAACGUUGGACCAUUCGUGGUUACCCCGACGAACCUCCUCCAAUUCGUCUACCGCACCGGCGUCUCAGGCAACGGGGCCACGCAGCUCGCCGAAUACAGCGGCGGCGUGUGGAGCUCCGUCGGCUCCUGGGCGUCGGCGUCGGGGACGUACACGGCCCCCAGCGGCGCGACCAGCACACUGCGCAACCUGUACAUCCACGGCUUCACGUACCACCAAAACCGCGUCCACGUGUCCGGCACCUGGCGCGAGCAGAACGGAGCCGUGUCCUGCAGCAGCGCAGGGCUGACCAAUCAUGACACCGUGUACUUCAACUCGGACAACCUCGGCACGCCGCUUUUCCGGGUUCUCGUUGCGCUGCUCAUCUGA
Molecule: messenger RNA, 878 nt
Organism: Mycena citricolor
Lineage: Eukaryota; Fungi; Basidiomycota; Agaricomycetes; Agaricales; Mycenaceae
Source: the annotation of a GenBank genome assembly